Molecule: messenger RNA, 4998 nt
Organism: Lagopus muta (rock ptarmigan)
Lineage: Eukaryota; Metazoa; Chordata; Aves; Galliformes; Phasianidae
Product: H(+)/Cl(-) exchange transporter 6-like
Exons: 16
Coding region: 145-2622 (825 amino acids)
Biological process (GO): transmembrane transport; chloride transport
Cellular component (GO): membrane; intracellular membrane-bounded organelle
Molecular function (GO): voltage-gated chloride channel activity
Source: RefSeq, a predicted model, not a curated record
CACAGCAAACCAACCCCAAACACAAACAAGUCCAUCUCUGUGUCACAGCCACCCCAUCCUCAUGGGGUUUUUCUUUCAGUCUCAAGGUAGCUGAUAGUUGGCUCACAUCAUUCUCGACAUCUAAAAGGUUUUGGAAGACACGUCAUGUCACUUUUUUCCUAUACAAGACACAUGGAUGAUGGCGAAGAGGGAAUGUUGAUGGCAGAAGAUCAUGGCCCUGAUCUGAUUCAUCCUCAGGAUUUUAGGGGGCAAUGUGGCAUCAACAGAAGUAAUUUAGCCUAUUAUGACUGUGAAGAGAGAGAACAGCCAGUGCCCCAUGAAAGUUUGGAUUAUUUGCCUUCACACAGUGGAGUUUAUAAGAAGUGGCUACAAGAGAAAACAUACGGAAAAGAGUGGGAUCGAUGGCUGCUGAUGGGGCUAAUUGGAACAGCAGUGGGGAUGCUGGGGUUUUUGACUCAUCAGAUAGUUGAUUCUCUCUUCAAAUUGAAAUGGGACCUGGUGGAAAGUUACCUGAAGGAUGGCAACUUCCACCUGGUGUGGGUGUGUGUGCUGGGUCCUGGGCUGGCCAUGGUCCUCGUGUCCUCAAGCUUGGUGCUGUUCUUUUGCCCAUCUGGUUCACCAUCUGGCUUGCCUGAAAUCAUUGGAUAUUUGAAUGGCACUUCUAUUCAACAUCUAUUUAACAUCAAAACCUUCCUAGGGACCUUUGUCUCCUGUGUGCUGGCUGUAGCCUCUGGACUCUUCUGUGGUCUGGAAGGUCCCAUGGUCCAUUUGGGGGCUAUCCUGGGUUGUGGCCUGAGCCAGCUGCAGUCAGACACACUUGGCAUCCACCUUCCCUUCUUCACCAGGUUUCGGAAUUCAGCUGACAAGCGCAGCUUCAUUACAGCCGGUGCGGGAGCAGGGAUAGCUUCAGUAUUUCGUGCCCCCAUCGGCGGGCUCUUGUUCACUCUGGAGGAGGUAUCUUCCUUCUGGGACAUCAGGCUGGCCUGGCAAACCUUCUUUUGCUGCUUGACAGCUACCUUCACCACAGAUUUGCUGUCCUCAUCGCUCUAUGGGUUUGUUUUCAGAGGUCACUUUGGAUUUUUUGAAGCAGAAAAAAGAAUUCUGUUUUGGGUUAAGAAUUUGCUGGACGUGCAUGUCUUGGCCUUCAUUCCAGCCAUCCUACUUGGAAUGCUUGGAGGUCUUCUGGGAGCUCUCUUUGUUUCCCUUAAUAUAAAAAUUAAUAAGUUACGUAUGCAGUUCUUUAAUUCAAUUCCAAAAUCAUCCCUUAGCAAAACAAGCAAGCUGCUGGAAACUCUGCUUAUUCUGGUAUGUACUACGACUGUAACAGUAUAUUUGCCGUAUUUCUUUCCCUGCACUCCUGUCAUGAAUGCUGGAAACUAUCAGCUGAGAAACAGCUCAGAAAUCAUGUACCAAUUCAAGAGGGAGAUUUCAGAAUACGGAUGUUCACUGAACACAUCAUGGAUUGGUCCAGAUGGAGUCAGAUAUUCUAAUCAAACCUUCAAUCAAGCUGCUGCUCUUCUGGUUGAGAAUGGUAAGCGAGGGAUCACAUAUCUUUUUAAACGUGGGACUCAUGAGGAAUUUGGAUACACAUCUCUCUGCACUGCUUUGGCACUUUAUUUCAUCCUCAGCUGCUGGACUGCAGGUUCUGCUGUUGCCAGUGGCGUGGUUAUCCCGAUGCUGUACACAGGAGCUUUGUAUGGCAGGAUAAUCGGUUUGAUCCUUGUUUCCAUUUUUGGUGUUCAAAAUAAUAAAUACGGAGCAUGGAUUGAUCCAGGUCUCUUCGCUGCCAUUGGAGCUGCCUCCUUUUUCAGUGGUGUGUCAAGACUAACCAUUUCCCUCACUGUUAUCAUGGUAGAGAUCACAAAUGAUGUCCAGUCCUUGCUGCUGAUAAUGCUGGCUGUCAUGACGGCCAAGAUGGUUGGUGAUAUUUUUAACACAUCCCUGUACAGCUCCCUCCUGAGGCUGAAAUGCAUUCCUUACUUGGAUGUGGAACCUUUUGUUCAUCACAGGAAAGAACGGCUGAACCUAGAAUUGUUCUCUGCCAGGGAUGUCAUGGAGCCUCACGUGAGAGUCCUUCACCUGAAGGAAAACAUUGCCUCCUUGGCUUGGCUUCUUGCAAGCACAAGCCAUGGUGGAUUCCCUGUGGUUGGCAGGUCCAAGUCUGAUCAGGCACAGGUGUUUCAAGGAACCAUUAAGAGGUUAGAGCUGUACAUGUUGCUGGAGAACGAGCACAUCUUUGAACCAGAGACAAACAACGAAUCUUUCUCCUUCUCACAUCCUCUACCCUAUGAGAAGAUAACAGUGGAGAAGCUGCCCAAGCCGUCGCGCCUGGCCAUGCUGCUGAAUCGCUACACUACAGAUCCCCGGUAUCAGCAACUCUUCAUCAAUCUGGAGCCAUACAUAAACAAAUCGGCCAUGUCAGUCCAAGCCCAUUUCUCACUGCAACGCACGUAUAUCAUCUUUCGCACCCUGGGGCUGCGCCACCUCACUGUGGUCGACUUGCAGAAUCGAGUGGUUGGUGUGAUCACCAGGAAGGACCUGAUGCCUCUCCCCUUGGAGGAGAGGCUCAGACUCCAGCUGUCUGCACACAGCCCUGAUGGGGGGAGUAGCCUCUGGAUUUAAGGCAGUGGAUAGUGGAUUUAAAGCUAUGGAUGCAUUCUCGGGAUUUGUCGCUUCUUUCUGAGCUCAUGCUUCUUCAAGAAAAAAUAAUCAGAGCUUUUCCACUUGAUCCCUUCUGGAAAAGAGAUGCUUAAAAGCUGUUGUAACUAGACAUGUGGGGCUGUAGCCUAGAGCUACGUCUCUACAGCUGUUUGGCGAUUGCAAAAUUCAUUGACUUAAAUGCUUGUGAGGCAGAAUAGGAAUUCAUGUAUUUAUGAAAGAUGCAUAUAAAAUCAGAUCUGUAGGAUGGAUAUUAAGGAGUCUUUCUUCACACUGUGUCUGUGCCUCCCAAUGAAAAAAUGUCAUGACCCCUAGCAGCAAAGUUAUGCUGACAAAACCUUUGAGCUAGGACUAAAUUUCCAACCACUGAACAUCUGCUUCCAAACCAACGUUUUUAUGUUGAACCAUGUAAGUUUAAUUGAAAGGAAAUACUGCCUUGAGAGAAGCAGCCCAUUGAAAGGAACAGGGGAUUGGGCUUUCAUAUUGGCCUAUGUGUUACUGCAAUCCAAAGGGCGAAUUGAAAGUGAAUGAGAAAUCUGACAUGCCUUUCUAUUGCUUACAGUUCUUCAAUUUCUUGACUGCUAGAAUAGGCUCUCUUUCUCUCUUUUAUCCUGAUAAGAGAACAUUUUUAGUUCAGGUCAUGUGUAGGGAGGUAUGUAACAAAUUCUCAUAAUGGGGAUGUAGCAUGAUAAAUUGUCAGAGCAGUUUUUGAUAGCAGCAUAUUUAGAAACUAGAAAAAAAAGUAAAUAAUUCGUCAUGAUUUUGUAGUCAUGCAAUGUUUGAAAGUUUGGAAAGGGUUGGUUGUUAAUAAAUUAAUGUGAACAAUUUUUUGGACGAAGACACUGUUAGAUCUCCUUCUAUGACUUCAUAAUUGAUGUUUAAUUUUAUUCUGUUAAAUACCAUAGGGAUUCACACAGCUUUGAAUAUCAAAACCUAAUAUGCACAAAGGAAUUCACCACUAUUAAUGCUGUUAUAAUGAAUAUCAAGAAAAACCAGUAAUAAUUUACUGUUUCUAAAAAGUUGCCAAAUUCCUGAAAAUGAAUUUCUGGUAUUUGAAUCACGCAGCUUUGAGUCUCUUAUGAAUCAAAGAUUUGUUGGAUUUUCUCCUAUUUUCCCUGCUGGAUCUUGUCUUAAUUAACAAUAAUGUUGCUUUUGUAGCACCACAGAGAAUGCACAGCUCUUUAAAACUGAAAUGUCCAAGUCAAUGCAAACAGCUGGCAGACCAGAAAUGUGUGUAGGUACAUGAGAGAAGCUCUUUAAAUGGUCAGUUAAAAUAUGGUCGUGUACAAGAUGAGAAAUGCCUUCUCAGUCAUCCAUCAAAGAGACACAGAGCUGGAUGUGUAUUCAGAUCAUGUUACAGUUCGUAAUGUUUUGUUCAUUAGCAUUUUAGCAAGGUUGCUGUCACUGUCAGCCUAUGCCUCACCUACCCAAAGAAUGCAAAAAAAAAUUCUUGAAGGAAUUAGGCCUGAUGUGUCCAGAGUUUUACUGGCUGAUGGUGCUAGCAGAAUAGGAGAUCUAAUCUAAAGAGAUUAAGGGAUUUCCCUUGAACACAGCAAGAAUCAACUUUUCUUGUGAUAAUCAAAUCUGAAUAACCUCGUUGUGAAUUUGUGGUUUUGUUUAAAAACUGUUGAUUUCCUUUUCAUUAUCUCCUGCAUAUACAAAGCACACAGAGGCAUGGGUAAUGUAAUUGCUUUUUGCUGACAGUAUCUGUGGCUAAAUGUCUCAGUGCAAUCUGUAGUCAGAGUGUACUGUGCUGGAGACAGCUGGGAAAUCAGUAACUCAUUACCUGACUUUGAACUGGUCACUUAAAUGCCUGGCAAAUCAUUUUCUGUGCCUUUAAAAUUGGAAUGAUAGCAUGGACCCACCACAGCUCCUGUGAAAAGCAUGUGUGCAAAAUAUUAUAAGAAUAUAAACUAUUUAUAAUAAUACUUUGUGCAAGCCAAUUAUAAAAGACGUUGUGAGAAUCCCUCUGUCCUGUGUCAACAAGUAUGGUUUCUAAUGAAAAGUUCACACAAUUUACAUGGAACAUCUUGUAACUAAAUUGUGAAGUAGGGGGAAGAAGACACACUACAUUCUGCCAUUAUCUAGUUAUACAGCUAGAUAACUUUUUAUUUUAUUUUUCUUUUAUUUAAUAUAUGUGUGUUCAUGAAGACAGGUGAAACAGAAUUCCUCCCCCAGGACUUCCUGAAACAAGAGGCUCCUUCAAUAUUCUUGACUACAGAGACAAAUCCAUCUCAUCAUGAACCAUAAUAGUGUAAUACAUAUAGAAACAUGAAAAUAGAUGAAAUCUGUAGGAAACUUUUCAUCAAUAUAUGUUUCCCAUGAUGCACAUAUAAAAUA